Fonsecaea monophora is the source of this 402-nucleotide messenger RNA. RefSeq lists its product as hypothetical. The coding region runs from base 1 to 402 and encodes 133 amino acids. Lineage: Eukaryota; Fungi; Ascomycota; Eurotiomycetes; Chaetothyriales; Herpotrichiellaceae. The record is from RefSeq and is a predicted model, not a curated record. The transcript has a single exon.
AUGACCUCAGUGUCCAGAGUCAAAUCGCUCGAUCACCUAGUCUUGACCGUCAGGGACAUUAACGCCACCAUCAAAUUUUACCAGGAUGUCUGCGGCAUGGUGCACACCUCUUUCACUGCCCCAACGGACCCCAGCAUCACUCGGCACGCCCUGAACUUUGGCAUCCAGAAAAUUAACCUACACCAAAGUGGAAAAGAGUUUGAGCCGAAAGCGGAGCAUGUACAGCCGGGGAGCGGCGACCUGUGCUUCCUGGUCGAGGACGAUGUUGAAAGGGUGCUGGAACGGCUCAAGGAGAGAGGGAUAACUGUGCUGGAGGGUGCAAAGGUGGUUGAGAGGACUGGAGCGCAAGGGAAGCUGCGCAGUGUCUAUCUUCGGGAUCCUGAUGGCAACUUGGUUGAGUAA